Erythranthe guttata (spotted monkey flower) is the source of this 1821-nucleotide messenger RNA. RefSeq names its product maltose excess protein 1-like, chloroplastic. NCBI's taxonomy places the organism in Eukaryota, Viridiplantae, Streptophyta, Magnoliopsida, Lamiales, Phrymaceae. The record is from RefSeq and is a predicted model, not a curated record. Gene Ontology annotation, molecular function: maltose transmembrane transporter activity. Gene Ontology annotation, cellular component: chloroplast envelope.
GAAAAUAAAUGGUAGAGAUAUUUAUGAGCAGAAAAGUACAAGUAGUAUCAUCCAUCAUCUACGUUAUUACACCGCCCACAUAUCACUCCUCCCAUCACCGCCGGAUCACAUUUCUCGAUAUCUCGAACACCACCCCCCGCCCCCCGCCCCCCACCCCCACAGAUUAGUUCUGAUGUAAAUUCGAGAAUUCUGGAAAGUGAAUACAUGCGUGCCGGAGAGCACUACUGCUUCAUAUAUUGGUUCGUGAUCACUGGAAACGUAAAUAGUGGAACACUGUAAUUCUUAUUUUCCAAUGGCGGGUUCGUUGUUGCUCUUGGGUAGUAGUAUACCCCAUCACAUUUGUCGACCAUCGAACAGGCUUUCUUUCAGUUCUGAUCCUCGGAUACACGCGCAAACACGCGCCAAUUACAAACUUCAAUUCAAGGAAGUGCUCUUUUCUAGCCACUCUGUCUGUCGCAAUUAUAAUAAUAAGCUCAAACCAGUUUGUUCUUUAGAUUCACAAAAUGCUCAACCAAUCACUCAGGAACCAGUGGAAUUGAAAAGAGGCAAGGAUUUUGAGCAAUGGGAUUCAACGUCAGCAAAGUUCGCCGCUGCUGCAAAUUUACCGUUUCUGUUAUUGCAACUACCUCAGAUCAUACUCAAUACUCAGAAUCUUCUUGCAGGGAACAAUUCUGCACUUUUGGCUGUUCCUUGGCUGGGUAUGCUUACAGGAUUGCUUGGGAAUCUUUCUCUCGUCUCGUACUUCAUUAAAAAGAUGGAAACUGAAGCGGUGGUGGUGCAAACUCUAGGAGUUUUAUCCACAUAUGUGGUGAUCUUACAGCUGGCUAUGGGUGAAGCUAUGCCUUUCCCUCAGUUUAUUGCCACUUCAAUAGUGGUUGCUUCUGGUCUCGUUCUGAAUUUUAUGAAAUAUUUUAACUUCCUCAACCCGGAAAUAUGGCACAUUUGGGAGGACUUUAUUUUAGUAGUCGGGCUCUCCACACUUUCACAAGUUAUGUGGUCAACUUUCAUCCCUUAUGUUCCAAAUACUGUCUUGCCCGGGGCCAUUGUCUUUGUUAGUGCAGUGAUCGCUGUUCUUAUGUCUCGCAUGGGCAAGCUCUCUGAGAAAGGCGUCAAAUUUCUCGGAUCGAUAUCUGGCUGGACAGCAACUCUUCUUUUCAUGUGGAUGGGUGUUGCACAAAUGUGGACAAAUCUUCUGAAUCCCGACAACAUAAAAGGUUUGUCGGCUGUCUCAAUGUUGCUGGCAAUGAUUGGCAACGGACUCAUGAUUCCACGUGCUCUAUUUAUUCGGGAUUUUAUGUGGUUUGUUGGUUCAGGCUGGGGAUCAGUCUUCUACGGAUGGGGGAAUCUUAUAUGCUUAUUCUGCUUAAAUAGUAUCAGCAAGGAGUUCUUCUUGGCCGCAACCCUCAGCUUUGCUGCUUGGAUAGGAUUGUCAUUCUGGAAAGAUGCACAAGCCCAUGGACUCAGUUCACCGUUGACUUCUUUGAAGGAGCUGGUUUUCGGGCCUUGAUUCUCCUUCCUUCCGUUGAAAAGGGUACAUAAACGCUAAUUAAUUACGAUUUUGUUCGAGUGUGAAACUCGCAUUAAUGGGGCUGAAAAAACAAAUGAUCCCGCAUUUUCCUGCACCUCAAGACUACGUACGCAGAGACGGUUUAUUAUCCAGGUCAACAAAAUGGUAAGUAACUACAUCAAAGAUUGAAAUUACACCGGAUUGUUUUGCAAGUGAAAUUAGGGAUUUAUCGUUAUAUAUAAUUUAGUAUGAGCAUUUUUGCUAUCUAUGACUACGAAUUUAUUUAAAAUACAAAUUUACUUCGGUUUUUUUUU